AUGGAUCUACUGAAAGAAUUAGAAGCUAAGAAGGAGAAGUUACGAUUACUAAAAGAGAGAAGACUGUUGAUUAAUGAAGGUAAUUAUCAUGCCAACAAUAUUGUGAAUGAUCGGGAUGCUGAUUUUAUUGAUGCUAAACCCCAUGAUAUGGGGGAAAAUGGGAAAAACCAUUCAAAAAAAACUAUGACAGAUGCUGCUGUCCAAACAGAUGAUUUCUCAACUGAAUCAACUUUACCUGCGUUAUUAACUUCUAUGAAUGAUGCUUCUGAAUAUAUUACCGAAACAAGGACUAAAGUCAAAACUUUUGAUCAUGGUGUUCAAACAGAUGGUAAUGAUAGUAUCAAUAAUAAUACCACUGGUGGUAAUAAUAAUAGUAAUAAUAAUAGUAAUAAUAACAGUGAUUCUACGUAUAAUAUAAUAAAAGAGGGUUCUUUUGCUUCAAAUAAUUCUGAUAUAAUUUCAUCAGAGACAAAAAACAAAUCAUCACGAAUAUUUGAAGAGGACAAAAUGCUGAAAAAGAACACAUCCAAGUUGUUUGAAUUGAAACCUUUAAUAAUAGAUAAUGGAUUUUUAAUAGAGCAUGGGACUAAUAAAAUCAGUAAUAACCGUACCAAUAGUAAUACUAAUACGUAUGAAAGCUUUGCAUCUUAUUGGUAUUCAAGAGGGGAAAAUGUCAUAGAAAGAACUAACAUAGAUAUACAACAGGAGAGUGGAAAAACUCAAAAUGAUAAAGUCCUAAAAAGUAUUAAUAACAUCUAUUAUCUUCAUACAUGUGAGGUUAAGGACAAUCAGCAUAGAGAUGUUGAAGUAGUUUGUAAAUCAAUUGAUUUCGAUAUCAAUCGACAUGUCACACUUGUCACUUUCAGUACCAUACAUACAUUUUCAAAUAAACCAAAAAUCGAUAUGGAAACUGUUGUGCCGAAAAGUUUUAUUUAUGUUAUUGAUACAUUUACAGAUAGAAUUAUAGAUAAGCUUGAAUUUUUAGGUCAAAUAAUAACAAAAAAUAAGAUUUUGCGUAACGAUAUGGAAAUGCAUGACAUAAUAUCUAUGAUAUUGUUAACUGAGAGGGGUAAAAUAAUCUUAUAUGAAUUAAAGAAAAAUGUCCAACAAGGUGAUAUUAGUUGGGAUAGAAAUAUACUUAUUAAAAAUUAUCAUUUAAGUUGUGAUUAUUUGAAUGCGAUAUGGGAAACAAAAUUCAAGUUGGUUGUUGGUGAUUCAAGAGGCUAUAUGUCUAUUUUAAAUUCAUUAGAUUUAUCUUAUGAUAUCACAAUGUUUGUAAAAUAUGAAAAAGAUAAUAAUAGCGAUAAUAAUAACAAUAAAUUUAGAAAUAAAACUGAUUUGUUACUGCCAUCCAGGAUUAAAGUGGUACCACCAUCAAACAGUAUUCUAUAUAGCACAAUUUCUGAAAAAGUGUCAAGUGAAAUUCAAUUAUUUAUUGACAAAUACUUAUCCAAAUUAGUGAUAUUUAAUGAGCUUAACAUUACCAGUAUAGUUGGUUCACCAUUUAACAGUGAGUGCGUAUUUCUAGGUACAGAAGAUGGAGGUAUAUAUAAGAUAUUUUUAGAUGUUUCCAGUGAGAAUGGGGUAUUAAAGAAAGAUAAAAAUGAUAGUAAAGAUGAUAAUAAAAUAAUGAUAAAUACCGAAAAUCACGGGUUUUUACCAAAGAUGCCUAAUGAAUGGUUAUCAUCAAUGGAAACGAAUUUACAUGAAAAGAUAUUAUUUCAUAAUAGCUAUGUGACAAAUUUAUCAAUGGAUACCCAGGGGUUAUUAUUAUCGAGUUCUAUUGAUUGGACGAUUAAAUUAUGGGAUACUAAAGAUAAUCAAAUAUUAGAUUCGAUAAACCUACAAAAACCUGUACUCUCUGUGGAAUGGAUUGCUAUAAGUAAGAAUAAGAAUAAAGAAAUGAAGUGUAACUUAUUAAAUGGAAAAUAUUUAUGUUAUGCGAUGACAUGGGACACAAUAUAUAUAAUACAGUGGUUUAUUGUGAAAGAGGUAGACCCAGACAAGGAAAAAAGAGAGAGACAGUAUUUCAAAAGGAGUCGACCGUGUAAAAUACUAAGUAAAGUUCAUAUCGACCAAAAAUAUUUAAGUUAUAAUCAAUUUACAUCGAGUAAAUUGGUUGUAGACACAAUUGAUGGUGAUAAGAAUUUGAUCAAUACAUUAUUGAUAUUAGGAGGUAAUAUGUCAAGAAUAGAUUACAUCCAGAUGGUUAUAAGUCCAUAUUAG
Arxiozyma heterogenica is the source of this 2226-nucleotide messenger RNA. RefSeq names its product dynein intermediate chain (gene PAC11). Gene Ontology annotation, molecular function: protein binding. The record is from RefSeq and is a predicted model, not a curated record. Bases 1 to 2226 code for a protein of 741 amino acids. Lineage: Eukaryota; Fungi; Ascomycota; Saccharomycetes; Saccharomycetales; Saccharomycetaceae. The transcript has a single exon.